CGCCGCUUAGCCGUUACCAUUAUUUCAAAUUUAUAUAUUUAAAAAUAAAAAAUGAAAAUGGUAUGAGUAAUUUAUUUUGUGGUAUAUAAAUACCUCUGCCGACGAAGGGUUUUCCAUCAUUUGAAUCGGCGGAAAACUGAUUGAAAAAAGCAGAGAGAGAUAAUGGGACGCGGAGUUAGCGCGGGUGGCGGUCAGAGCUCGUUGGGAUACCUCUUUGGUGGAGGAGAGGCAGCCCCGACUCCUCAACCUCCAAACAACACUUCAACUAAAACUCCAACUAACAACGACCCUCCAUUGAAACCUUCACCAGAAACAGCCGCGCCGGAGGAGAGCAGUAAGCAGUCAACUCCUCCUGCAGCUGCUGCCGCCGCCUCCGGUAUCUCCUCAAACAACUACUAUAGAGCAGAUGGUCAGAAUUGCGGCAACUUCCUCACGGAUCGACCAUCUACAAAGGUUCAUGCUGCACCAGGGGGGAACUCCUCUCUGAAUUACCUGUUUGGUGAUGGCAGCAAAUGAUGAUAGAAAGAUGUUUGAUCGAUUGGCAGGUAAACUGAGCAGUUGUUGUUUUGCUGUUAUAUUUGAUUAUAAGUUUCUUUCUUGGUACUAAAAAUUGUUGGAGAGAAAAGUUGAUGAUAAGCACCAAAUGAUAUAUUAUGGUUGUUUGUGUGUA
This is a messenger RNA of Andrographis paniculata, 670 nucleotides long. Its product is annotated as protein SPIRAL1-like 3. Gene Ontology annotation, cellular component: cortical microtubule, transverse to long axis. Bases 163 to 516 code for a protein of 117 amino acids. The transcript has 3 exons. Gene Ontology annotation, biological process: cortical microtubule organization. The record is from RefSeq and is a predicted model, not a curated record. NCBI's taxonomy places the organism in Eukaryota, Viridiplantae, Streptophyta, Magnoliopsida, Lamiales, Acanthaceae.